Messenger RNA from Tachysurus vachellii, 1757 nucleotides. It is a transcript of the gene calr3a, whose product is annotated as calreticulin 3a. Gene Ontology annotation, molecular function: calcium ion binding. Gene Ontology annotation, biological process: protein folding. The record is from RefSeq and is a predicted model, not a curated record. The coding region runs from base 103 to 1365 and encodes 420 amino acids. Gene Ontology annotation, cellular component: endoplasmic reticulum; endoplasmic reticulum membrane. The transcript has 9 exons. Lineage: Eukaryota; Metazoa; Chordata; Actinopteri; Siluriformes; Bagridae.
CGAUAGCUGACGGAGGCCCGCUGCACAUUUCCCCUUUUUAAUCCUCGCUCGUUUUCGUCUCCCGGAGGCUGUCAGCAAUCACCCCGACAUACAGGAACAAAUAUGAGAAUCUCGCUUGCACUUUUUGCUGCAUUUGCGGUAGGAAUCUCAGUCGACGCGACGGUGUUCUUCAAGGAGCAGUUUAUUGAUGGAGAAGGAUAUAAGAGUCGAUGGGUGGAGUCCAAACACAAAUCAGACUAUGGACAGUGGAAACUCUCUGCAGGAAAGUUCUAUGGUGAUGCUGAGCUCGACAAAGGUCUUCAGACAAGCCAGGAUGCUCGAUUUUACGCUCUCUCCAGUCGGUUCGAGCCUUUUAGCAACGAAGGUAAAACUCUGGUGAUUCAGUUCACGAUAAAACACGAGCAGAAGAUCGACUGCGGAGGUGGUUAUGUUAAAGUCUUCCCUGCUGAUCUGGACCAGGCUGACAUGCACGGCGAAUCUCAGUAUUACAUCAUGUUUGGUCCUGACAUCUGCGGCUACAGCACCAAGAAAGUGCACGUCAUUUUGAACUACAAAGGACAGAACCAUCUGAUCAAGAAAGACAUCCGAUGCAAAGAUGAUGAGUUCACACACCUGUACACACUGAUUCUUCGGCCAGACCAGACCUACGAAGUAAAAAUCAACAAUGAGAAAGUGGAGUCCGGCUCUCUGGAGGAGGACUGGGACUUCCUUCCUCCCAAAAAGAUCAAGGAUCCAGAGGCAAAGAAGCCAGGGGACUGGGACGACCGUGCCAAAAUCGAUGAUCCUGAGGACACAAAACCAGAAGACUGGGAUAAACCUGAGAACAUUCCUGAUCCUGACGCUAAGAAGCCUGACGACUGGGACGAAGAUAUGGACGGCGAGUGGGAGCCACCAAUGAUCCCUAACCCUGAGUACAAGGGUGAAUGGAAACCUAAGCAGAUCGACAACCCCAACUACAAAGGAACAUGGGAGCAUCCUGAGAUCGACAAUCCAGAAUACACACCAGAUAACUUGAUUUACAAAUAUGACAACAUCGGAGUUCUUGGAUUGGACCUGUGGCAGGUGAAAUCUGGUACCAUCUUUGAUAACUUCCUAAUCACUGAUGACGUUAAGGAGGCAGAGGAUUUCGGCAAAGAGACGUGGGAAGCCACAAAGGGCCCAGAGAAGAAAAUGAAGGAUGAGCAGGAAGAGGAGGAGAGGAAGCAGAGGGAAGAAGAUGAGAAGAACAAGAAAGAAAGUGAAGGUGAUGAGGUAGACGGAGACGAAUCACAAGAGGACAGAUACGAAGAGGAAACUCCAGAGGAGGCCAAUCUGCUGGACGACAAAGAUGAUGAGGAAGAUAAGCCUACUAAAGAUGAGUUGUAGUUCACCUCAAAGCUUUCCUGCACAUCUUAGGAGAACCUACUGAUCCUCUCCCACUCAGUGAAGCUCUUCCUGUGGGCUCUGAUUAAACAACGAGGACAAAUAGAGUAACAGCGUGCUGUGGUUUUAAUUCAUUUCAGUUGGUAAGGAUUGUUUUCCCACCACUUGCCCCCUUUUUUUCAAUCAUAAAUUAAUCCUAUGAGAUAUUAGCCGUGCCCCAGAAUUUUAUUUUCUACUGCUGCUACCCGGCUUCUCCAAUUCCCACCCAAAGUCAUGUGUAAAAUUAAAUUAGAUGGAAUUUGGAUUAAUGCCAUCAUGUCUUGAGGGGAAAAAAGAUAAGUAUCAUUUUUAGGUUAUUUGCACUUUUUUUAAAUAAAUGAUUUUCUUGAACCGUA